Molecule: messenger RNA, 3928 nt
Organism: Anolis carolinensis (green anole)
Lineage: Eukaryota; Metazoa; Chordata; Lepidosauria; Squamata; Anolidae
Gene: tox2
Product: TOX high mobility group box family member 2
Exons: 10
Coding region: 1315-2802 (495 amino acids)
Biological process (GO): regulation of transcription by RNA polymerase II
Cellular component (GO): nucleus
Molecular function (GO): chromatin DNA binding
Source: RefSeq, a predicted model, not a curated record
CCCAGAUGGUGAUUACACAAACCACAGAGCACUGAUACACAUGAAGGUCUUUCUUUCAUUGUGCUUUCGUGGGAGUUUGUUGUCUAAUUUCUGCAGUUUGUAUCUAGCUUCAAACUGCAUUAAAAUAUUUAGUAUAGAUGGGGCUAUAGUGGGAGCAUAGCAUCCUAUGUAAAUCAAAUGAGACACAGGACUUUUUUUGGUACAGUGCACUCAAUAUGAAAUUUGCGAGCUAUAUGAACCUGGAUGAAACAGCAGAUAAUACCAAACUUCUAGCCCAAGAAUACUAUAAAGUUGCACUGGAGUAAAUUUCUAGAGAGGACAUAUUUUGUUGGACAUGGAUAAAUGAACUAUGGAUACCAGUUCUGUAGACAUAGAUGUCUCACUGUACUUGGAUGUGGCAUGUUUUGAUAUAUAGAGGAUGGGAUAUGGAGCUCUGAUAGUGUGCCCAUGGACUGAAAAAGAUCUGUUUUCUGUAUGAAAUAUUUCUUUCAUUAUAUAUAUUAAUAAUGUUAACUAUUUGUGGUUUCAUUCAGAUAGCUUAUAGCAUCUGACUGCCAAAAAGAAGUGAAUAAAUUUUCUUUCUGCUGUCACAUGUGUUUUUUGAACACUGAGCUCAGUUUUCUGCUUAGCUUACCUUCCGGUUGCUCACAUAGAUUCUUUUCAAUUUUGGAAUUGUCAUAUGCAUAGUUUGCUAUUUCUGCUGUUUUCAUUUCUUCCAUUCUGUCCCUUUAUUGAAAUUGUGUGCAUGAAUGGUUUUGUGCAUUGAAAAAAUUCCAUGAGAUUAUUGUAUCCAUAAUUGCCUUUGUAUUCCCUGGGCACUUCCAUUUCAACCCAGAGUUUCAGCUGACCAACAUCUAGGUGUAACGCUCCUCUAGUUCUCCAUUUCAUGCCUCCUCUAGUCUCCAAGCAUUCAUUGUAGUUUACCAUAAUAACUAUUAUGGCGUUUACAUUUUUUUAAAACAUCAUCCUUUUUUCUUUCAAUUUGAUUCUUACUAUAUGGCUUGUGUGUAAUGGUGAGGAAAAACUGAUCAAUAGUGCCACUAGUUUGGAAAAAUUAACAGUUUUGGACUACAACUCCCAUAAUUCCCCAAUCAGCAUAGCCAGUCCAGAAAAGUAACAUUCUCAAGCUUGGGCACUAGCAAACAGAUCACUUGGAAGAUUAGAAAGGUGGAGCUAAAUGGAAAAACUGAGUACUUGGAACAAACAGAAAGCGGUUGCAAAUUCAAGAAAGCUGAAAGAUUCCAGUCUGAAAGAUAUUCAGAUGAACAUGUGUUCUUGCCACUUUACAAGCAGGACAAGUUUGACGGAGAGAACAUGUAUAUGGGAAUGAAUGACAAUAACCAGGAGUUCCUUUCACCAAAUCAGACAUACAAUGGCCAGAAUGAGAAUAAUGAAGACUAUGAAAUCCCACCUAUCACUCCUCCUAAUCUUCCAGACCCCUCCCUUCUUCACUUGGUGGAUCAUGAAACUGGAUAUCAUUCACUGUGCCACAGUCUCCCUCCAAAUAGUCUGAUACCAGCCUAUUCCUACCAGAAUAUGGACCUUCCAGCCAUCAUGGUCUCUAAUAUGUUAAGCCAAGAUGGACAUCUCCUUUCUAGUCAGCUACCUACUUCAUUAGAUUGCCUUCCAUUGAGGUCCAUGGGACUGCACAGGAGUAACUAUUUGCAGCAUGUGAUCCAGGAGAUGGUCCACUCUGAUGCCACUUCCUAUGAGUCCAACCAUCAAGUUCCCCUGAUCAAUCGACCAGGGAUGUUAACCGGUCACAUGAGUGCCCUCAGCCAGUCCCAGCUGAUAUCUCAGAUGAGUUUGAGGAGCGGUGUUACCCAUGGUUCCCCAUCACCCCCUGGAAGCAAAUCUGCUACACCAUCUCCCUCCAGUUCUACUCAGGAAGAGGAGACAGAAUCACAUUAUAAGGUAACUGGAGAGAAGAGACCAUUGACAGAUAUGGGCAAAAAACCCAAGAAUCAAAAGAAGAAGAAAAAGAAGGAUCCCAAUGAGCCCCAGAAGCCAGUGUCUGCUUAUGCCCUGUUUUUCAGAGACACACAAGCAGCUAUCAAAGGACAAAACCCCAAUGCUACCUUUGGAGAUGUAUCAAAAAUUGUUGCAUCGAUGUGGGACAGUUUAGGAGAAGAACAAAAGCAGGCAUAUAAAAGGAAAACCGAAGCAGCAAAGAAAGAGUAUCUUAAAGCUCUGGCAGCCUACCGGGCCAGCUUGGUUUCCAAGCAGAGCUCAGCUGACCAAGGGGAGACAAAAAGUCCUCAAACUAACCAACCUUCAAAAAUGAUCCCACCAAAACAGCCCUUGUACACAAUGCCUCCACAAGCUUCAUCACCUUAUCCUGGCUUGGGCUCCUUCCUGUCUCCAUCAGAUCUUCAGAGUUAUCGUGGACAUCCUCACCCCAGCCUCUCCAGGACCCUCAAUUCCAAGCCCAUGCUGCCCAGCAUUAGUGCCUCACCACCCCCUUCUUUCCAAAUAAGCCCCCCACUCCAUCAGCAGCUGUCUUUGCAUCACCCACAGAGCUCCAUCCUCAACCAGUCCCUCAGCAUGCAGCAGGUCCCACAGCAACCCAUCUUGUCUCCAUCAAUGGCACUACAGGUACAGCCUCCAAUGAACUCUUCACCACCUGGUCAGCAGGAAUUUUCACAUAUAUCAUCCGAGUUUCAGAACAGUGUUGGGCCACGAUCACCUGGUGCAUCAAACCCGCCGGGAAAUACUGACUGGGACAAUGAUUACCCCAACAGAGAAUGUGGGAUUAACCAUUGCAGCAUGCUGCCAAGGGACAAGUCGCUCUACCUCACUUAAGCCCUGACAUCUCCAUUCUGCAAAAGGUGAAAGGAAAGGACAUUUUAAGAGGGUCUGUGAUACAAGAUACCCAGAUGGGCAUCAAGCAAGUCACAUGGACAAGAGAGCACCUCACCUCAGCUACAUAUCCUGGCUCUGAGAGUAGCCUGUCUAUUCCCUUUCCUUCUCUCUUCCUCUUUCCUUUCAUUCUCUUCUUCUCAGACGUCUACUGUACAUGGAAGCCAACCUGCAUACAUCAUAAAGAACAAAAUUGACAAAGGACUCCCCAUCCCCACCCCACGCGCACCUUUCUCUGCUUGCCACCAGCUUAGCUAUGAACCAUUUUCCUAGUGAACUGCUUUUUAGAUUCAGCACAGACCCGAGCGCACACUGCUCAAAGGCAUUAGGCUUGGCUCAGCGGGAGAAGACGCUCUUUUUGACGACUUGCUAAAUGGCACUAAACCUUGUGCAAAAGAAAUGUGAAGUCUGUGUGAAUAUUGUACAUGCAAAAGGCCUUGGAUGUCUGACAAAAAUAAAUAAAUAAAUGCAUAUUAAAGUGGAAAACUAAAUGCGAUUGUUUGGAGGUUGGGUGGAUGGAGCCAGAUGGGAAGCAGAAGUGCAAAUAUAAGAGGGAAACAAUGUGGGGAAAAAAGACCAUGAACAAUAUAAUUUGUUGGAUAGUUGUAAGUAGCUUACUAAAUGUUUUAGAACUGUGCUAAAGACAUCUUUAAGAUUUUUUUGUGGAAAAAAGAAUUAGUAGUUUACUUUAUAGUAAAAGCAUUUUAUAUUAAUUGUAGCACAUUUUUUUAGUUAUACAUAGAAUGGAGAUGUGUAUAAAAAAACCCUGCCAAACUUGUUUCUAUUAUUUGUACAGCAAGAAAUGGACAAUUUAUAUCCAUGUUAUAUGGCAUUAUUAUAUUUUUUUUCAGCCAUAUGUCCAUCUAUUUAAAAUUGCUGACAAGGAUUUUUGUCUAUUUAUGAAAAAAAAUUAGAAAGCAGAAUUACAGUUUAUGAAAAGUGCGUUUUCCAUUUUUUAAUUAUUAUUUUUAUUUUGUUGGUGGUGCUGUUUUCACGGCACCUGCACAUUUUGGCUCACAAUGCUUAUCUUACCUUUCUUUAUAAUAAAACAUAUGAAAAGUAGAAACAA